AUGUGUCGCGAAUUCGGUGAGCUCAGUUUGAAAAGUCCAUCUGUUCCAAAACGUACCAAAAGAACAAAGAGAUUGGUGCAACAGGUGAAACAACAUCUUCUGCGUAACAAGAAGAAAAAAUCUGCAAGAAAAUUGGCCAAAUCACUGAAUGUAUCAAGAACAACCAUUCGUCGAGUGAUUAGAGAUGAUCUGGGUCUGAAAUCGUAUGUCAAACGUGUUGCAUCGAAGCUCACAGACACACAAAAACAAAAAAGAUUUUCGUUUGGAAUUUGGGCAAGAAAGAAUGUCAGAAAAUCAUUGGUAAGAAAAAUCUUGUUUUUGGAUGAGAAACGAUUCGAUAUUGACGAUGUAUAUGACCGUCAAAAUGAUAGAAUAUAUGCUCCGAAUCGUGAACAAGCUGAUGAAAAUGGUGGCAUCUUCCGAAAAACAAAAUUUCCUCAAGGUGUGAUGGUUUGGUUAGGCGUAUGUUAUGACGGCGUGACAUGCCCAGUUAUCAUUGAAAAUGGUACGAUAAAUCAUCAAAAGUAUAUUGAUAAAAUACUGCCAAUCACACUAGAAGAUGGUCAGAAGUUGAUGGGAAAUGAGUUUACAUUUCAAGAAGACGGGGCACCAGCGCACAAAGAUCAUCACACGCAAACAUGGUGCAAGGAUCAUUUUUGGGAUUUUUGGCCAAAAUCGAGAUGGCCACCAAAUUCGCCCGAUCUCAACCCUCUCGACUAUUCCAUUUGGCACGAACUGUGUGAGCAGAUGAACUGA
This is a messenger RNA of Didymodactylos carnosus, 756 nucleotides long. The record is from the annotation of a GenBank genome assembly. Lineage: Eukaryota; Metazoa; Rotifera; Eurotatoria; Philodinida; Philodinidae.